This is a messenger RNA of Panicum virgatum (switchgrass), 5206 nucleotides long. Its product is annotated as AAA-ATPase At3g50940-like. Lineage: Eukaryota; Viridiplantae; Streptophyta; Magnoliopsida; Poales; Poaceae. The coding region runs from base 3584 to 4999 and encodes 471 amino acids. Gene Ontology annotation, molecular function: ATP binding; ATP hydrolysis activity. The transcript has 2 exons. The record is from RefSeq and is a predicted model, not a curated record.
UUCAAUACAAAAUUCAAUUGAAAUGGAAUAGAAAUAACCCAAAAGGAACAGAAAAAAAUACCAAAGGGUGUGCCUGCCACGUCGGCGCUGGCAGACCCUUUGGUCCCGGUUGGCCCUCAUUUGUCCCGAUUCCCUGAUCCGGGACAAAAGAGGACCCUUUUGUCCCGCCUUAGCGGUCCCGGUUGGGAAACCGGGACAAAAGUCAUUUCCCAACCGGGACAAAAGGCCUGUUCUGUAGUAUUAGUGGUAGCUGUCGGGCAGACUUUUCCUCCAAAGGUUAGCAUCUUAAUAGUAACAUCCUUUUUACUGUGAAAUCUCUUGAAUGCCCGAAUUUCAUUUUCGUUUUUUUCUUUAUCUCCAUUCAGCUGUAUCUGAUCAUGGUAGCUGGUUGAGAAGUUGUAGAGCUGUGCUCUUUGACAAGUAAAGUGUUCGCCUGUGCGAAUCUGCCAGUCUAUACUUCUCUAUCUCCUUUAUCAAUAACCCUAAAAAAAGGAAAAGGCUCCAAAGCUAGUAGUCAAGUCCUAUAUAUGACGUGUCGUCAGGUGCACGGCCUCAUACAGGGGGCCGCCCGGCAAACGGGCGAACAAGUGCAACGCUGCCAUCCUCCCUUGUCACCGGAGGAAAAGACGAUCCAAGAAGAAAGAGACCACGGGAUGUGCAUCGACAACUUUCAGAUCGGCCCCGGCGAGCUUUUUUCUCGAUGUCUGCAUGCAGUUCAUGUGCCGUCUCGUCAGAAAGUGUUUAAAGGCGUCUUCCCAGGAUCGACCAUAUGACCGUGCAUGCCCUCCAGCUCGCAUAUACUCCCACCCAGCAAACACGCCACCGAUGAGAGCUGUUCAUCCAACGUUUGCCAAUCAAACCAAGGCUUAAAAGACACUAGCCAUGGGUGCAGAUCGAUCCAUGUUGCAACUUGCAAGCCGCCCACGAGGCACCAUCAUGAGAUCCUCUCGGCGACUAUUCUUUCGACACCGCAUGCCCCCUAAAACCUUGCGAGGAAAAACAAUAGUGGCUACAUUAUAUUGUUGUGCCAUUUCGAUCACCUACAGAAGAAGCGCUAAAAAAAGCUUAUUAGCCGAUCCAAACGAUUCGGCUUAUAACCGGAGCAACUCCAACAGCUUCUCUAAAAAUAAAGUUGCACAGCUAAUAAAAGCUUAGCUGAUCCAAACUGUCCGGCUUAUGAUUUAUGAAAAAUUAUAAACCUAUCUUUUACCGGCCACUGCAACUUAUAAAUUAUAAUAAGUUUGGAGAAUCCACGUAGGGCCUCACUAUACAAUACUGCUACCUCGGUGUGUCGCCUGCCUUUCCUCGCUUCCUCGUUCUGCCGACGACGACCGGGCGGCGGCGGAAAGAAGGGCUCGCCGCCUUGCGCGCGGUUGGUUCAGUAAUACGGUGCACCCACCACCGGCGGCUGCUCCGAUUCGCUCCGGGUCGGGCCAGGCGCGGACGUGGAGAGCAAUGGAGGGCACCGGGCCCGCGCCCGCGCUCCCUUGCUGUCACACCCUUUUUGGGCAAAAGAUCUCACCGGCUGGCGCGCCACUGGCCAGGGGGCACUAGUACUGGCUGGGCCUGCCGGAGUGGACGCUGGACACGAGUGGGUGGCCGGAACUGAUCCAAGCCACGCAUCCGCGUCGCAACUGGCAAGGAGUUUCCUAGUUUUUCUCCAUCGAGCUGAUGCUUCCCCCUGGCCCGUUGCCCACUUUUUUGUCUCCUCGCCAAACUGCGCCAAUUUUUUCUCGUCGCUGCAUCUUUCCCCUAUCACGACGAUGUUGCAACUCAGCGAACAUGUACGUAUUCUGAAACGGUAAAUCUCGAACAGCAUGGCACACGCUGCUCUCUAAUGACCAACAAAAACCGACACCAGAAAACCCACCAUCGUCACGCCUAAUUUAAGCGCCCAAAACGACAUUCACUCACUCAACUCAAACACCACCGGAUGGGAACGAACCAAUGGAUGAUCCAAAGCGAUCCAAAGGCGUGUGGAAUCGGGCCAGCGCAGCACGCGUGGAGACCGUGGAAAACGCGACCCGGGACGGUGGUGGCGCUGGGCGCUCCCGCUCUCUAGUGGCGCCACUGUGGCACCCGUGCAGUGCAGGGAUGGAGGCAGAACGCCGCGCUGGCAAUUGUACAGGCGACAGCUCUCUCCUGAGAACAACCAGAGGGAGACUUGCCCACAAAGCAGCAUCCAAGAGGAAACAAUUCGCAUGAAAUUGUGAAUACCACUUUUGUUGAUAUGAGCUGCUAUUUCCAAAAGAAUGCUAAAUAUUUGGUGCACAUUUGCGAGAAAUUGCAAGUUUUCAAGGCCAAUUCGACAGAAAUUCAUCCCCAGAUUCGCACCCGGGGGGAACAAAUUCAAACUGAUUUUUUAACAUCAAAAUCCGCACAAGACUUUCUUAGAAAACAAUCUGCACAAGACCACACGUACUAUACUACACCCAAGACGAGCUAGCUGCAAAUUAGAUGCCCAACCGAACCACAACCACAACCGGAUUCCUUAGCCUCUGAACUCUAAGGCCCUCCACAGCGUUGGUCCAGAGUGAUGCUUGAACAUGAAAGAGAAGAUAUAAGCAUCGCUGUCUACGCUGCAGCUAGUGAUGCCUGUGCCAAAAAUUCUAGCAGCGGUGCCUGUAGGUUCACCGAUGCUCCAUUGAUUAAACAAAGGGAAAAGUAAAUCUGUGUCCUUGAUUCCCUUUGCUGCACAGGUAAGGCAGUGAGCAGGUAGAUGAAAAGAAGCCAUACGCAGAUUCUUUUGUUCAGUUUGUGGGACCAUGAGCGAUGCCUUGAGUGGUGCUUGAACACUGCAACCUAAAAGCAGUUCUAGCUUCUCUAUGACGUGGCACCAGUGAAUAGUUUUGGGCAUCACUCACACUGUGGACGGCCUAAGACCUCACCUAAUGCGUCGAUCAUGACCCGUGCAGGUCAACAUCCGCAAGUCCAAAGCGAGCACAUAGAACCGUCUAAAGCGGGGUCGUCCAGCGAGGCCGCCCCAGUUCGGUUUCCGAGCUUUCCCAAAGCCUUUAGUACCCAACUAACAACGGGCUUUGAGGUUGUUCGGCUUGUCUUGUCUUGUCUCGGUUUAUUUCAACUUAUUUUCUUUCACAAAAUACUAUUCAUUCUAUCAACCCUAUACUAUUUAUGCGGUCAGCCGAACAGAUGUUUGCGUCUGUCUAUUCCGUCCUGCCGCCACCCACGGGCCACGGCCAAAAAAAAAAGGGGGAAAACAUGCCCGUACGCGUGGAAAUUAGUAGAAAACUUGGCCUUGCUACUUUUCUACUCGCGCCCAAGGGGCGAGAGGCCUCCUUCCGUGGACAACGCACAGGGAUAAUCCCCAUUUUCUAAGGGUAACUUGACCGACUCAUCAGUCACUUGGCUGCGCGCCCAAGCCGGUCCGGCGUCCAUAAAUCCCAGCACCCAGCCCAUUGUUCUUGUUCACCCCCUCCACCGUCGUCGUCCAGCACUGCCAACUAACCAGCCGCCUGAACCAGUCCUCUCCCUGCAUUUCGAGCGAGAGAAUUAUUCGAGGUCGGAGGGUAGAGAGGGUGAGGAGGAAGCACCGAGCACCGGGUGGGUCGGCGCGCGGCGGGCCAUGGCGACCUACGACAAGGCCAUCGAGUCGUACAAGAAGGCGGUGACCACGGCGGCGUCGCUGGCGGCGUCGGCGAUGCUGGUGCGCGGCGUGGUAAACGAGCUGGUGCCGUACGAGGUGCGGGACCUGCUCACCUCCGGGCUGGGCUACCUGCGGUCGCGCAUGUCGUCGCAGCACACGGUGGUGAUCGAGGAGACCGAGGGCUGGGCCGCCAACCAGCUCUACGACGCCGCGCGCGCCUACCUCGCCACGCGGAUCAACACCGACAUGCAGUGCCUCCGCGUCAGCCGCGUCGACGAGGGCAAGAGCCUCAUAUUCAGCAUGGAGGAGGGCGAGGAGAUGGCCGACAUCCACGACGGCGCCGAGUUCAGGUGGCGCCUCGUCUGCCGGGACAACCCGGGCGCCGGUGCCGGCAACGGCAACGGCGGCCGCGGCGGGAACGGCAGCUACCGCGUCGAGGUGCGCUCCUUCGAGAUGAGCUUCCACAAGAAGCACAAGGACAAGGCCAUCACCUCCUACCUCCCGCACAUCCUCGCCACGGCCAAGAAGAUCAAGGAGCAGGACAGGACGCUCAAGAUCUACAUGAACGAGGGCGAGUCCUGGUUCGCCAUCGACCUCCACCACCCAUCCACCUUCAGCACGCUCGCCAUGGACCACAAGAUGAAGCAGUCGGUCAUGGAUGACCUCGAUAGGUUUGUCAAGAGGAAGGAGUACUACAAGAGGAUUGGCAAGGCGUGGAAAAGGGGGUACCUCCUGUAUGGCCCGCCUGGGACGGGCAAGUCCAGCCUCAUUGCAGCCAUGGCCAACUACCUCAAGUUCGAUGUCUAUGAUCUCGAGCUGACUGAGGUGAACUGGAACUCAACACUUCGACGCCUGCUCAUUGGGAUGACCAACCGGUCAAUCCUUGUCAUCGAGGACAUUGACUGCUCUAUCAAUCUGCAACAGCGGGACGAAGGUCAGGACGGUACCAAAUCCAAUCCUUCAGAGGACAAGGUGACACUAUCUGGGCUCCUCAACUUCGUUGAUGGCCUCUGGUCAACAAGUGGGGAGGAGAGAAUCAUUAUCUUCACAACAAACUACAAGGAGCGACUUGAUCCAGCGCUUCUUCGCCCAGGCAGGAUGGACAUGCACAUCCACAUGGGGUACUGCUGCCCCGAGUCAUUCAGAAUCCUGGCCUCCAACUACCACUCCAUCAGUGACCACGACACGUACCCUGAGAUACAAGAGUUGAUCAAGGAGGUAAUGGUGACUCCAGCAGAGGUUGCAGAAGUGCUUAUGAGGAAUGACAACACUGACAUUGCACUCGAGGGCCUUAUCCAGUUCCUCAAGGGAAAGAAGAGUGAUGCCAAGGAUAGCAAAGGUGAGAAUGUAGACCAUGUGGCCAAAGAGGAUGCGAAAGAGAUGAUGACUAAAUAAGACAUCUCAGGCGAUCAAAAGCUGAACGAUGCAGGCAAAGAAUGAUGCCCAAGUAGUGUGCAUAUUAUAUGUUAGUACUUAGUACUGGAAAAAUCAGCCAAAAAUGUAUUGUUUUGGUAUUAAUAAGAGAUCAUUUUUGGAACUAGAGAACUCUGGUAUUAUGGUACUUUAUUUUCCUCUUUAAAUCAGAUACCACAUUGUAAAGUA